Bradysia coprophila is the source of this 567-nucleotide messenger RNA. RefSeq lists its product as uncharacterized. The record is from RefSeq and is a predicted model, not a curated record. Lineage: Eukaryota; Metazoa; Arthropoda; Insecta; Diptera; Sciaridae.
AUGUUUGACAAGUUCCCGGAUUUGUUACUGAUCGACGCAACGUACAAACUCAACAAACGUAGAAUUCCGCUUUUCAUUAUUUUGAUUGUCGACGAUAACGGUGAAUCAGAAAUCGCUUGCUUGUGGUUCAUCAAAAGUGAAUCGAUCGAAUGUAUCACACCAAUGAUCGACGCAUUCAAAGAACUCAAUCCGAGUUGGGUUCGCACAAAGGUCAUAAUAAGUGACAAAGAUUUGGCCGAACGUACGGUUUUCUCACAAAUGUUCAACGGCAUCCCAAUUCAAAUUUGUCUUUUCCAUGCACUGAGAAACUUCAACAGGGAAAUCACAACUGUGCAACGCGAACUGGUGUUGGAGCUAUUGUCGAAAAUGGCAUAUUCGAGAAGCGUGUCCGAAUACGAAAUUCUCUACCGCGAAUUGGUCGAGAUGAAAGUGCCGUUGGUCAUAGAGCAUUUCAAUACAAAUUGGCAUCCCACAAGAUCUGCAUGGACGCUGCACGGAAAAAAUGAAUGGAGCAACUACAUGAGUUACACGAUCAAGCAGAAAGACGCAAACAUAAUCACUACGUAG